CUCAGUGUCGGACGUCCGUCCUCAGCUCAACAUCUCUGGACUUUUUGAAAAAUAUAAUUAUUUAAAUUUUUUGGGAUAAAAGUGAAACAAAAGCCAUGAACGAGACACAAGAGGAGGGGAGGAGGGACGGGCGAGCUCCCAGACCAGACCAAAGAGACCUCUCGGACGUGGAGGGCGGCUGUGAGGAGAGACACCGGGUCAACAGAGCCAUCAGCGACCCCCUGCACAACCAGACGAACCAAGACCAGAACCAGACCCAAGAUUUGGACCAAUAUCUGGACCAGAACCAGAGGACAAAACCAGCUCUCAUCAGGUCCAAGACAUUUGACCCGUCGCUACUCCGAGACGCUUCCUCUGACGCUGACCCAAAGAUCCAGAGGAAAAAGUCACACUACAGCCAGCUCUCAAAGACAAACGGACACUACCAUAAAAUAUUUAAAGAGAUCAGCAAAGAGGAGCAGCUGCAGCAGAGUUACACGUGUGCUCUGCAGAAGGACAUCUUGUACCAGGGCCGUAUGUUUGUGUCUGAACACUGGAUCUGCUUCCACUCCAAAGUCUUCGGCAAAGAUACAAAGAUCGUGAUCCCUGUGGUGUCCAUCACAAACAUAAAGAAAACUAAGACGGCUCUGCUGCUGCCCAACGCGCUGGUCAUCGCUACAGCUAACGACCGGUAUGUUUUCGUGUCGUUUCUGUCCAGAGACAACACUUACAAGUACCUCAUGUCCGUCUGUCUGCAUCUCGAGGAGAAGAGUCCUUGCAGUAGUCCGAUUCCCUCGUCUGUGGACAGUAGUUUCCGGAGUCAGCGCUCGCCUCAGUCUCCACGAUUCCCUCUGGCUUUUUCUGGAGAGUUUGUGGAGCAGAGGAGGGAGGAUUUGGAGGAGAGCAGCAGUUCAGACUCACAGACCCCAGACUAUGACAAAAUCAAUGAGUUCCCGGUCCCUGAGUUCCUCUUGACUCGACCUGAGAAUCCUCCUCCUCCAAAAGUCUGUGAGCCUCAGAAGAAUCAAGCUCCAACUCAGAACAUCUCAGAGAACAAGCACCGAGUUUCAGAGCUGGUGUUGGACAGUCGGAGUCUGAAGUCGGUCUCUCUCAGCACUCUGCUCUGUGUUUACCUGCUGCUAGUGUGCGUGCUGCUGCUGUCCUCCUGUUAUCUCGCCUUUAAGAUCGUGUCUCUGGAGCAGAAACUCUCCACUCUGGGACCAAUGCCCGACUUUACAGAGCACCAUGACAUCCUCAGAGCCACAGAGCGAAACUCAGACCUGUUCUCAGAACUCAUCACCAUCAACCUCCUCAAACUGGAGAAGGUGCAGAGGAACCUCCAGAGGCUGUUGGAUGAGGCCUCCUGAGCUUGGGACACCUCCCCUUUAAUAUGAGACACCUCCCCUUUAAUUGAUACUCUGCAGCUGAUGUCAUCAACGUUCUCUGGGAGUGUGAAGCUAUCUGUAGGCACUGCUCUGUCUGUAUUAGUGUUUAAUCUGAGCUUUAUUUUAACACAAUCUGACCAUAAAGACCUGACUUACCUGAACUACAACUGGUGAGGUGAUCUGUGCUGUUAAACAAGUCCCUCUCAUGAUGUCGUGAUGUCACUGCAAAGUAUCAGUAUGAGACUCCUCCCCUUUAAAAUGAGACACCUCCCCUUUAAUUAGAACCAAGCCCCUUUAAUAUGAACCACACCCUUUUAAUAUGAACUAUGCGACUUUAAUAUGAACCAUGCCCCUUUUAUAAGAAGGGUGCCCCUUAAUAUGAACCACACCCCUUUAAUAUGAACCACGCCUCUUUAAUAUGAACCAUGCCCCUUUAAUAUGAGUCCCCUUUAAGAGUGGAGCAGCUCAAACUAGGACCACAUUAAGGUACAGUUUCAGGACAAAUUGAAACUAAACUCAGGGUCUGAAAUUUCAGACAGGACGUGAUUGAAGAGGAGCUGCUGCCCCCUGGUGGACACUACGCUCAGCACAUCUGGACUUCUUUAAUCCUGGCUCUUUUGGCUCUUUCACAUAUGUUUUGAUGUUUUUGUGGAUGUGCAGCUGGUGCAGGGGGGUACUGUGUGUGUUUCAGGGUGAAUGUGCAGAACAGUGUUACUUUGAAUGUUGAUUCUGUGGCGUCAGAGUCUGUCCUGAGUCUUCCUCAUUUUAAAGCCUCUAAGUAUUUCACUUCAAAUGAGUCAUUUUGUAAAUACAGAAAAAUAAAUUUAUGUAUUUAUUUUGUUUAAAAAAGUGUUUUUAUGAUGAUUCAAUAAAUGUCUUUGUGUUUUAUUU
Molecule: messenger RNA, 2255 nt
Organism: Periophthalmus magnuspinnatus
Lineage: Eukaryota; Metazoa; Chordata; Actinopteri; Gobiiformes; Gobiidae
Gene: gramd2b
Product: GRAM domain-containing protein 2B
Exons: 14
Coding region: 96-1346 (416 amino acids)
Source: RefSeq, a predicted model, not a curated record